Messenger RNA from Tuber aestivum (summer truffle), 5312 nucleotides. The record is from the annotation of a GenBank genome assembly. NCBI's taxonomy places the organism in Eukaryota, Fungi, Ascomycota, Pezizomycetes, Pezizales, Tuberaceae.
AUGAAAGCGAUGUUGGAGUUCCUGCGGACCGGAAGAAGCGACUGGCCGCUACUCCUUGUCCUUUUCUUGUUUGUGUCUCAUUGUGUUGGUGCUCCGACAGACAGUCCCCGUGAUGCAGAUCAGGCGCAAUCCGGCUAUCUUGACAAUCACAACAUGGAUCCGGCUAUUGUGCAGGGUUCGACGUUUGGUAGGGUUUUUUCCUCAUUUUAGGAAUUAGUUCCCUUGGGUGUACGGGGAAUUUGAAUGCUUUUUCGGGAUCAAUUUUCUGACUAAUUUCGAUGCUUUAGGUCAACUUUGGCGUGUCAAGAUGGGAGGGGAGGUGGGCGGGCUGAACGAGCAGUAAGCUAGCGCCUGAUCAACAAACCUUCGGUUUAUUUGGGUUAGAUUAACGUUAGGCGUUUCGAAAAAGGUUCUAUGCAAAGCCCUUGGUUUACACCCCUAAAACGGCGGGCAGUAAACAGGUGCUUUUUGUCGCUUCAGGUGAGUAUGCGAUCCAGCAAGCAUGGGAAAAGGGUGAAUCCGAAAACGGUCUGUCCCUUACUAACUAAUUUCUCAGAAACGAAUUGGGUCUAUGUUAUGGAUGCUGUAUGGUCGCCCCCCCCCAAGAACUUGUUUUGGCGAGGUUCAUAGAGAAAUGGCUUUUCAAUUAUCGCAUGGGUUGAAUCAUUCGCCUAAAGGGUUGUGUUAACUAACCCGUGAUACAGGUCACUGGGGUGACCCUGAGAUCAAAGCAGGUCGCGACCCCAUUCCUGGUUUCGGAUAUUGGGUGCAACGACAUUAGUGGCUUCAGUAGGGUCCCAAGGAUCUAUUUUGACCCUUUCCUUUAGGCUUCUGCGGGUGCCUGCAGGUGAUUGAAAUGUUGCCAUUGCGUACUAACGACCGUUUAGUUGGUAUUACUGGGACUCCGAUCAUUGAUCCGGCCACCGACACGGUUUACUUCUACGCAAAGUCGUAUCCGGGAGCCGAGAGGGGGGUGUAUAAUGGUGCAUAUUGGAUCCAUGCACUAGAUAUUAACAAUUUGAAGUGAGUGAUUUCUUGUGUUUAUAACUUUGGACUCGCGGGUUAAUCGUGAGAUCUCGUUUGCAGCGACCGACCGGGAUUCCCGAAGAAGGUUGAUGGAUCCGUUGCCGACAAUGACCCAACUCGCUAUUUCCAUGGAGGGACUCACCUUCAGCGGACCUCAUUGUCUAUGAUCAAUAACAUCGUAUACGCUGGGUUCGGCGGACAUUGCGACAAGUACAAUUUUACCGGGUGGGUCGUGGGGGUGGACAAGACUACAGCGGAAGUCAAGGCGACUUUUGCUACAGAAUCUGGAGCAUUCGGGCCGCAGCAGGAUGGCACAUUUGAGGGAGGUGGAGGUGGAGCAGGCAUCUGGAUGAGUGGAAUGUCUAUCUCUUCGGACUCACCCAAUCGUCUGUUCUACGUGACUGGAAAUGGGGAAGGACAUCAGAACAAGGAGAUCCCUGCUUCUGGGAGAACCCCACUGGAUACGUUGGAUGAAGCGAUUGUGAAUAUGAGGAUUGAUCCAGCGACGGGGAAACUUUCGUUACAGGAUUAUUUCGAGCCGUAUGAAUACAUUGUGAGUACACCUGUGGGGCGGGGUGGUAGUUUGGGUGUACGGUACUGACGGCCGCUAGUCAAUGGAUGCAGGCGAUCGUGAUUUGGGGAGUGGGGGUAUAGCAUUGCUGGAUCCGAAUAGUAAGCACUUGGUUCAGUGGUCUCUUCUAGAGGUAUUUGCUGAGUGCGUGUAGCCUUCUCUGGAACAAACGCUGCCCGGCUGGGUGUCACUGUGGGAAAAAAUGGUAAAGCCUAUAUCGUUAAUCUGGAUAAUCUCGGCGGAUUCAAGAUGGGCCCAGCAGGCUCGGACGCGGUGGUCCAGACUUUACAGAUGCCUGGAGGAGGGUCUGUGUUCGGAGGGACUGGGUCCUAUCCUCUUGAGGGUGGAUACAUUUAUAUGACACCAGUAGAACUUCUUUCUCGUCUGAUGUGCAUGGCUUUGAAUGUUGACUGAUGGAAAACAGGUUGGAUAUCCGACACUCGUUUAUAAAUUUGGGAAGGAUGCCAACGGGAGGGCUGCAUUCACCCAGGUGGCUCAGACUGAUGAGAACAGUGCCGGUCGGGUUGGCGUUGGUGUCCCUACCAUCACCACUUUCAAGGGACAGGCAGGAACGGCCAUCUUAUGGAUUGCAGAUGUUGAUGGCGGAUUAAGGGCUUAUAGAGCAGUGCCGGAGAGUAUGCUUCCCGAUGCCGCUUGGCCUGCAUAGCUUGGAGGCUAACUUAUCCCAUUUUAAGAUGGUAAGAUGAUCCGGAUUCAGCUUCCCCCUACACCCUCGGUUUCGAAAUUUCAAAGGCCCUCAUUUGGUGAUGGGAGGUUGUAUCUUUCUACUUCUAAUGGCUAUAUUCAGUGUCUUGGUAUGUUAGAGAUCAGUGCGUAUUGAUCCGAACUGGUUGUUUUUUGCUGACCGUUAAUCUAAGGGUCUCCGGUCGCACUUCCAUUGAAUUGUACAAGUCCGAUAUCCUUUGGGGAUUUGACUAUCGGGAGCAAGAGGACAUUACAGGUCAAUUGCACCGCGCUCAUCGCGAUUACAAAAGUUGACGGGAUAACAUUGAGUAAUCCCUUGUUCACGGCCUCAAACUCUUCGCUACCAACUGGAGCACUCGUAAAAGGGCAGUCGUUUAGUUUUCCCGUUACUUUCGAUCUCACCAAUGCCACUAUCAAAGACAUACCUGGGACUUCAGUUCCCAGUGUGAAGCCUGGUAUCACGUCGGGGGCUUUGAAUAUUAUGACGGUAUGUGUGACGGCCAUUCCUUGCGCAUUAUGGCUAACAAAUGAUAGACUAAUGGGGUCGAUAAAUUUGCGAAUCUCCAACCUAUUGUGGUAUCAGGAAACCUCGCUUCGGCACUUCCUUUCUUGGCAAUAAGUCCGGUAGAGGCAGACUUUGGCGGAAUAGUUAUCGGUUCAGCUGCGGCAGAGGCCGGCGUUCCAGGCAGUAUGGUGGUGCAGAAUGUUGGGUCAACAGAUAUGCAUAUUACAGGAUAUGGCUGGACUCUUGGUGGUUUAGAGGGCGGGAAUCCGGAAUGGGUCAAUGUCACGGAAAACAGUGCGACGAACCAUACUGUUGGGCCGAGCUUUUACGCAGUGGAUUUGCCCGCGGUCGGCAGCACAGUCGGUCCGGGGCAAUCGAUUGUUAUUAAUUUGAACUUUAGGCCAUACGAGGUUGGCAGUUAUCACUCGGUGUUCCAGAUUUGGAGUGAUGGUGGUGCACAGUACAUUUUACUCACCGGGUAAUGUGAUCCUGUUUUUUUUCUUUUUUCUUCGGAUAUUUGCUAAUUAGUAAUAGUGUUGCAACCAUUGAACCUAAAGCCGUUCUCGAGGUCUCAACUGCAGAGGGUGGAUGGAAUACUGGAGACUUGAUUGACUUUGGCCCUCAAUUGGCAGGUGUUUCGUUGAUUCGACAGAUUCGCCUUAGUAACACUGGUGGUAGUGCUCUGACGAUCACUAAGAGCAAAGUAUGUUGUCCUUGUCUGAGCGGGAUCGGCAUUACCACUGCUGACAUCUAUGUUUAGCCUCCGGAGGGCGCGGAAUUGACAGCGACAAAUCCUACUGGCGAGUUAUCCGAAGGACUUAAAAUCCCGCCGGCGGGCUCUGCCGUUGGGAGUGUGCUUUUCCAACCAGCCGUUCGUCCUGUAAACCUCGCGCCCAAGUCGAUCAAUGGGACUUGGACACUAAACACCGAUGACCUGACAUUUGGGGUUCACAAUGUGUUGGUGCAAGGAGUUAUUCUGUCACGCCAAUUAGGUCCAUUACUCCCGGACGGUACGAGCAGGUACAAGUAUCUUGGGUGCUACAAAGACACUGUUGCGGGACGUUUGCUGGAUAAGAACAACAACUUAAAGCUUAAUAACGAAAACGGUAUCUGUCAGCAGACGUGCUUAGGGCAGGGGUAUAUCUUUGCCGGAACAGAUAUGUAUAGCUAUCCCUGUGGCAUUGCAACGAAACUGAUAGUGAAUACAGUAUCAUCAGGAAUGUUGGUGUGGAAACAGAGUACCGAAUAAGAUAUAUUUCUACGAGGAGAGCGCUAACAAGUGCACUUGGACUUGUACAGCGGAUAAAACUCAGGCGUGUGGAGGUGAUGGGGCGUUCAUAAAUAGUAAGCUAGCUUGUUUGGGGGCUUGAUUGGUGUGGAGAGGGUACUGAUGUGGCGCUCUUUCAGUCUACUAUGAUAGUCUUCGGUACAAUGGGGCUGCUACUACUGUAACUACGACGACCGCGAAGUCGACCACUACUACCAAUAGCACGUCGACGAGUUCCUCGGGUGUUACUACGACUACAUCUUUGUUUUCCAAUACCACCAUAUCGACCUCCUCAUCGUCUGGUACUGUGGCAUCGUCGACAACGGUUACCACUGGCUCUAAUUCGACAUUGACCACCGCUACCGACAGCACCACCUCAGACUCCACGGCACCCACAUCUUCAAGUUCCUUCACCACCACCACCAACUCCAACUCGACAUCAGCCGCAGACAGCACAAUCACGGACUCCACGUCAUCCGCGUCUUCAAGUUCAUCCACAAUUACUAUCAACUCCAACUCGACAUCAACCACAGCCACCGACAGCACUACCACAGAUCUCACAACAUCCACAUCUUCAAGCUCUUCCACUGUGGACACCACAGCCACUUCCUCAUCAGCGACAGACGCCGACACCACCUCUUCUACUUCUACCUCUACCUCCGCACAACCAACAUACACCGGUCCACCCCGUUACAUAACCCAAUACAACAACUACACCCUCCAGGGCUGCUGGACCGAAGCAACCAAGGGUCGCGCACUCAAGUCCAAAUCCCUCUCGAUAGCAAACAUGACAGUGGACAUGUGCUGGGGCAUGUGCAACCAGUACCAAUACUUUGGCCUGGAGUACUCGAAGGAGUGCUACUGCGGGGACGUCCUCCAGCCCGGAUCGGAGAAUAGCACCUCCGGUGCCCUGUGCAAUUUGAAGUGCGGCGGGAAUUCCACCAUCUAUUGUGGUGGCAGGUCCAGGUUGAAUUUGUACCAGUUUAACGCUACUUUGCAGAAUUCCUCGAGGGUGCUCGUGGGGUUUGACCUACCGCUUGCGGAUUAGGCUUGUGUGGGGAGGGGAGUGUAGGAUUGCUCAUUUUAUUCGCUAGAGUUUAUGUAUUUUCUUAUUUGUCAUGAUUUUCAUGGUAUCUUGGAUGUACCAACAGGAAGGUAGAUAUGGACCCUGUUUUGGUCAUUGAUAAUGGUAACGUUUAUGGAUGGAUAUGAAAUAUGAAUAUGAAUAUUAUUUCUCU